CAUUCGUCUUCUACUCCAGGCUGUAACGCGCUUUACUCACUAGUCGGGCUCGACUCCAUUCACAAAAAAUCAGCAGUUUCCCAACUCACUGGAAGUUUCAGCAGAAGCCGAGGAGCCUCUUACAAUUAAAAAAAUAUAUUAUUUUAUUUGUAUUCUUUUUUUUUUUUUUUUUACCACCUAUGCUUUAACAAAUGGCAGAAAAACACCUCCUGAUGUCUUUCUAGAUCUUCUUCUUUCCUUCAGGGCGCUGAAGCACAUUCUUUCUGGUCUUACGGACAGUGGUGUUGUGACGAUGCAGCUGUGGGCCCAAAUAUGGCAACUUCUACUGCUCCCCCUGCUGCUACUUCCAGCGUCACUCUGCAGUGCAUGUCCCCAGCACUGCAGCUGCCCCGGCACAGAUAACAUCUUCUGCAUACAUCGACAAGCUUCCACCAUGCCCCUCAACCUGCCUGCCUCCACACAGAAUCUGUACGUGUUUCAGAAUGGAAUUAACUUCCUGCAAGAGCAGGACUUCCAUGGUCUAGUUGAUCUGAAACUGCUGGACCUUAGCCAGAAUGAACUUGCAGUGAUUCCUGAUGGGGUUUUUGGCUCUCUUACCUCCCUGCACAACCUCGACCUCUCUUCAAACAAAAUUACUCGAAUCUCUAAAGACAGCUUUAAUGGGUUAGUGAAUCUAGAGAGGUUGUAUAUCCAUAACAACCGCAUCCAGAGUAUUCACCCAGCUGCAUUUAAGGGAUUGGAGCACCUGUUGGAGUUGAAGCUUCAGGGAAACCAGAUCAGUCUACUUCCCGCUCUGCAUCUUCCCAAAUUGCUGUUGCUUGACCUUAGCUUCAACAGUAUUCCUGCGCCUGGACCUGCCGACCUGCAGACGCCACACUUAGAGUCACUAAAGUUGGCUGGGCUAGGGCUGACCACUUUGGAUGAAGGAUUACUGAGAAGCCUGGGAAAUCUUCAUGAUCUAGAUGUAUCUCAGAACAAGCUAGAAAGAAUGCCACCUGCAUUAAUAUCUGCAAAAGGGUUGACUCGCCUUAGCUUGGCAGCUAACCCUCUGGGCGCUCUUCGUCAGGAGGACUUUAAGAACCUGGUAGGAUUGCAGGAGCUGGAUCUGAGUAGCCUGAAUCUGCAGGAAUUCCCUGCGGACUUUUUCCAGGUGUUUCCCAAGCUACAUCAACUAACGGCUGCACGGAACCCUUUCAACUGUGUUUGUUCACUGUCCUGGUUUCCUAACUGGAUGAAGAAUUCAAAAGUGGAUCUUGGACGGCGUGAGGAGACACGCUGCCACUUUCCUCUUAUAAAUGCCGGCAAGACACUUUCUGAGCUGGAACAAAAAGACUUUGGCUGCCCUACCACCAUCACUGAACUGUCUGAGGUACUUACCAGCAGCAGCAUGCAUGAUACUCCAGACCCCACCACUGCUCCACAUACCACACUAAACAUCCGUCCUUUUGUCCCCAGUGAAGAGUUACCAGUUGAGGAAGUCCAGCAUGUGGCCCCUGAGGCCUCUGACUCUCCCAGAAGUAGUGAGGAACAUGAGGAGCACAUGUGCCCUCCAAACAUCUGCCUGAACGGUGGUACAUGCAAGUUCGACCAAAGGGGGCAAGUAAAUUGUCUGUGCCCUCCGGAUACUUCUGGGACGUACUGUGAAAACCAAGAGGAGUCCCAACCUCCUCCAUUGUCCCCGAGAGUUGCUGUGGUGACAGUUCCUUCAAUAAAACCAGACAAGAUUAGCUUCCAUCAUGUAACCAGCACCUCGAUUUCUCUGGACCUCCACCGGUACAUUGAGUCCCAACCCAACAUUCGUGGAAUCCGUCUGACUUAUAGCAAUCUGUCUGGCCCUGACCGCAGACCGCUCCAACUCAAUGUACCUGCUUCAUACCCAGAGUACACACUGAGAGGGCUACAGCCCAACUGCACAUAUUUAGUUUGUGCCAGUCCACUGGAUGAGCCUGUAGAGAAAGCUGUCAGCUCCUGCAUGAAUGCUCAUACAGGAGUCCCUCAGCACCCCACUGAGAAUAGGCCUGAACCUUUCUCCAUUCUUGUACCCAUUCUGGUAGCGGUAGCUGUGGUGAUGUCAGUGGCCAUAGUUGCAGCAGUGGUGGUGGUUUUACGGAGAAAAAGGGCUAAAACUCCCACAGAUAUGGAUCUAGGUGAACCAAACCCUUUUGAGUUGGAAGGUGUGAAGAUGGGUUUGGAGAACGGAACAUCACCCCAGAAACAGGCCGAGAUCUCGUCUUACCCGCCGGCAUCUCAGAACGGCAUGGACUAUGAAGUCCCGUUGAUCCAAGAACAAUUUGCAUCCAACAACAACACAGAUCAGAGGAUACCAUCAUACUUUUAACACUGCUCAGACUUCCAGCACCUAGAGAGAGGUGCGCUCUAAUAACCCCUGCAGGCGGGUCAAGUGCAAACACAGUGCAGUCGCAUGGUUUGAGUGUUUUAAAAGUGUCUUUUGCGAAAGUAUUUAAACAAAGUGCAAUUGCCAACUGAGGUAUCGUUUGUUGCUGAAAGUGCCUUUUUGCAUGUCCGGCUUCGGCUGCACUGUUCUCUAAUACGUUUGACAGGACAGAGCGUGCGCAGAGUUAUGCUGAUGUUGGACACGGACAUAACCAGAGUGAGAAUCUGUAAGAAUUUCAACAUAUCUGCCUUUAGACUGCAGUUUUUCUUCUCAGCCUGGAUUUGUGCAUCUCCAAGAGCUUGCCACAGUAUGCAGGUCCCAGACCGGAUCAAUACAAUUUUGAAAUACAAUGUUCAUCAACAUCAUGACGGGAUCUUUUUUUCCUUUCGAAAAAACAUGCACUGACAUAAGUUUGAGGUCUGUGACUGUGCCUGCUCUUCUAAAGAGUAAAAAAAAAAAAAAUGAUGCACUGAUUAGAACUUUGAAUUUGUGGUCAAAAGGACUAAAUUAGAGAACAUGGACAGGUCGUUCAGCCGUCAUUCCUUCAUGCUGCAGCUUCAAAAACACUUCCUUCUUUGGCCCUCGAAUAUAUAUUUUUUAUUUUUUAUUUUUAGAGAUUUGCUGUGAAAGAAAAAAUGAUGAAGAGACUGUUUACCCUUGUGCAUAGUUUGUGAUGGAUAUGUGAACAUUGUUUUUGAGCUGAUAUUUUAUUUUUCUAAUGUUUUAUAUCUCGAAGCUGCAUACAUUGUUACCAGAGCCUCCAUGUUUUAUCGCUUACUUUGUAAUCCGGAGCACUUGAAAAGCCGGUUUGCAGGCCGUCAUCCGACAAAUUGUAGCUCACAAUGGCAUCCUGUUUUAUACUAUUGCAGUGUAUCACGUAUCAUUUGGUACAUCUCAUGUACUUUAUCGGUCAGCUGUUGCAUGAUGACCAGACUUAACAGGCAUUUAAGCUCACUGCAUUACGAAGAAACAUUUCACAACAUUAUCAACUGGUUUUUGUCCCAAAAACUCCAAAUACCCACCCUACUGAAGUACUGAGACAUUCUGAAGUAUAGGAGAUGGUUAAAUACGUACUUUAAUAAUAGGUCUUUUUGGAGUAACUUCAGAAUCACACACCAAGUCCUAAAGGGAACUUUGAGUCUUUCAGCAAAUUUGGCCAUGUUGCUUGAAAUUAGUCCCAAGUGUGUAUGUGUGUGAGUGUGUGUGUGAGCUUUGCUGCCAGCAGACUGUGAAAAGGUUCAAAUGUUGUUUAUACAUGGUUUGUCUGGAGCUGAAAUUUAAAGGAAAAAUCCACCCUGAACCACUCUGAACGAGUUGCCGUUUUAUUUUUUACUUUCAGACAUGUCGGAUUAUCUUUACUUUGGUUAACGGUUUCCUACAUUACCCAUAAUGCUGUUCUGCCCUGCUUAUAGCGAUGCAGUGGGAUUUAGCCCUUGCUUCAUCUCCAUCUAAAAUGAGUGAUGCAGCGGUGCUUUAGCCCUUCAGUCCUCUGUCCGGCUCUCUCACUUCCAUGUCUGUUCAAACAAAUCAGCUUUCCGAAGCGUCGACUUGCUCACAUCGCCGUCGACGCGAUUGCGCUCGUCAUCUCGAGCGGAGUCUUACAGCCACAUUGCGUUCUGGAGCUUUGAAUUUUCAAUGAAUUUGAUGUUGAACUGAAUUUGAUGUUGUUUUUAGGAUCCAACAGCGAACCCUUUGCAGGCAGUGUAACCCUCUGACACGAGCGCAUCACAGGAAUUAACGAAAAUACAACACCAGGCGACAAAUUAGUACCAGAAUCGAAUAUAAUAACAAAAAACAUUUCAUGUGUGUUUCAGGGUGGAGUUUUCCUUUUACUGAAUGUUCACUGAAGUUCACAAAUCCAUUAGUACACUUAAUCCUUUUUUCCCCCACUGGAAAUACAGCCACGAUUUUUAAUACAUUUAAAAAAACAACAACAUAUCAAUCGGACUAGAUGGAAAAAGUUGGUUUUUCAGCUCUGGAGUCAACGUUUGAUUUGAGCGUUCUUCGCUCCUGCUUGUUACACAAGUACCUCCCAGUCUGCGCAGAUGGCCCCGGCACCCGGCACAUCCAAACAUUUAAACUGGAAAGAGGAGCCGCUUCACACAGCGCAAGGGACCGAAACUAUUUGAAACAUUUGCGAAGCUUUUUCAAGUUCCCUGUUUAACUUGGGGAGUUUAUUAUUUCUUUCGGUAAUGUUUUUGUGUAUGCAAAACCGAGGCUUGUCUCGCUGUCUCUCUCUCUCUCUCUCUCUCUCUUUUUUUUUUAAACUGUAAAAACACGUGUUUUAAAAGAUAAAUGUCUUUUGAGAAAAUGCAAAUGCAAAAAAAAAAAAAUUGGCCUCUGGUCUGCGUU
Messenger RNA from Ictalurus furcatus (blue catfish), 4747 nucleotides. It is a transcript of the gene vasna, whose product is annotated as vasorin a. The record is from RefSeq and is a predicted model, not a curated record. Gene Ontology annotation, cellular component: plasma membrane. Gene Ontology annotation, molecular function: protein binding. The transcript is spliced from 2 exons. NCBI's taxonomy places the organism in Eukaryota, Metazoa, Chordata, Actinopteri, Siluriformes, Ictaluridae. The coding region runs from base 293 to 2338 and encodes 681 amino acids.